GCUAAUUUCGUCCACAAGCUGUGCGUCGUUUUUAGCAUCAUUAUUGUUGAAGCCCAUAUUAAUUGCGGCUGUAGUUUUAAAAUUGGACAAAUAUAACCGAUUUCAAUUGACGAUAGUUAAUAAUUAAUAAUCCAGACUUGAAAGCACAAUAAGCUUAAAUGGGGAGAAAACGGAAAGUUCCUGUUGCUAACGAAGAAAAGGAAAAUGAAGUAGAGAUUAUGCAUACUUCUACGCAAAGCUCUCCGAAAAUGAGCAAUGGACCAAUUUACACCAUAAUGUCAAAAAUACAGUUGAAUGAAACGUUUCACAAGAAAUAUAUCAAGGAACUGCGUCAGGUUUAUGAAAAAAUGGACCAUGAUGCUUUUAUUUAUACAUUCAUUAAAAUGAUCAAAUCGGCUAUGGUUGCGGAUGAGACCAAUGAAUUUGCUCAUACUACACUGUUGUUUUGUGCAAAGUUUGUUGGAUCGUUUGAAGGAGAGGAAACCCAUCCACUGAUGGCCGAUACGUGUCAUUGGCUUUUAACAACUAUUUCCAAUAACCAACAUGUGCGAUUUCGAUUGUGCCAAUUUGUCAAUAUGAUACUAAAUGCGUUGGGACAAGAAGCGACUUUGGACGACGUAAUAUGCGACCGCAUACUGGAAUACAUGGUCGGACGUUUAGUGGAUGUGGCACCGAAUGUUCGGGUUCAAGCCAUAUUGGCAAUGCAAAGAUUGCAAGUGCCCGAUAAUCCUGACGAUCCCGUUCUUCGUUCCUAUCAGUAUCAUCUUUGCGCAGAUCCCUCCCCUAGAGUUCGUCAAGCGAUUAUUACCUGCAUGGGUCGCAAUUAUCAUACGAUCCCGUAUAUACUAGAUCGCUUGUGGGAUAUUGAUGACAAAGUUAGACGUCAUACCUAUUUGCAUAUGAGCAGUUUUCCGGUACGUUCAUAUAAGGUUUCACAACGUCUUACACUACUUGAGCAAGGGUUAAAUGACCGCAAUGAAUCUGUGCGUAAAGUUGUUACUACUAUUAUGCUGCAGCAGUGGAUCGAGUCUUAUCAAAAAGACCUUGUGAGCCUCAUUAGCGCACUCAAGUUAGAUUCGAAUGAAAUAGAACUAAACCGUUUCCGUAAGAUAGCCAAACAGGCCCUAAAGGAAAUAUUUAAGAGACAGGGUAAAGAAGAGAUAAUUGCCUGUUUGCCUCUGGAAACUGAGGAUACCUUCUACCGAUGCGUUCCUCACUCCAAACUUACAAUUGAAUCUGCGUUCUAUUGGCAAUGUCUUACUGAACAUCUCCAACAAGAAAUGGCGGAAGAAAUCGACGCAAUAAUACCUGAAUUAAGCGUAUUUUGCUCCUUUGUUGACGGUUACUGUCUUUCGCAUAAACGGGAAAUGGACAAGUUUGAGUCCAUGGAAUUUCAAUAUAUCCUUUUGUCUUUAAUGGAGCUAUUGUAUACAUAUGACCUAGGUGACGAGAUUGGCCGUGGUCAUUUGCAAAAUCUUUUAGAAAAUUUACUAAAAAACUAUGCCUUAGAUGAGAAAGUCAUUGAAGUAAUUGUAAAGUGUGCUGAAAACUUAAUUACGAACCAAGAAACCCGUCAUCAGUUUUUUUUGGAUAUAAUAAACGACUUAUGCGGUCUGAGUGCCAAGCAGCAGGAUUUGGUUCAUGAUAGAAAUCUUAUUAGCGAGCUGCUUGCAAACUCUACGGACGCCGAUCUUAACUUAAAACUAUCGUCGCUAAAGGUUAAAAUAUUGGACUUGGAAGAACAAGAAAUGAACUAUGUUCAGAUGAAAGACUAUGUUCGAGCACAACAAAUAAUUGAAGUAAAGAAUACGGUCACCGAAGAGUUUACUAACUUACUAAGACCCCUUUUGGAUAAGCGUAACAGUGAAUCCGAUGAUGCGGUUCAGCCGCAGUUUUCCCGAGUUGUGAAGCAUGAAUGUAUUCUAAGGAGUUUGCAAGUUACAUACUACAUGGUUGUUUCGAAGCGUGUCAAGACGUUAGGACAUGCUACUUGCCGUUUAUACAAUGACUUCAUAUUUCGUAAUAUUGCCUCCAACCAAAUAGUGAUUCGAGACUGGGCGUUAAAGUGUGGAGCAGCUUUUAGUAUGCUUUACGAACCUCUGGCUAAAGACGUUUUCGAUGAACUCUAUGCACAAUUCUUUAAAAACCAUAACAUACGCAUAUGGGAAACGGCAAUUACAUGCAUAUUUGAAUUAUUGGACCGUUAUGGUGUUGAUAGCUUCAUUGUACAAGAAGAACAAAGUAAAUCAAAAAAGAAUGGACGUCAAUUAUAUAAUACUUUGGAAUUCAUAGAUGUCGAUGAUGAUACUGGACAAUCCACUACACUUGGCCAAGGCGUGGGGGUUAUUUAUAUGAUGUCGCAUUUUUUGGAUACUUGCGAUGAUUUGUGCAUUCUAAGAGCUAUAAUAGAUGGUUUUUGUCGACUGGUUUUACAUGGCCACAUUGAAAAUCGUGAUAUAAUGGAGAAAUUGCUGCUGCGAUAUUUUAAUCCGACGACAGAACCCGAAAUAAAUCAGAUAUUGAGUGUGUUUCUUGAAAAUCUAAUACAAAAUAGAAAGCAAAGGCUUCUGCAGCCAUGCCUUAUGGCGACAGUCAACUCCGUGCUCUCAGCGCCUUAUGACAGUCCUCUUCAUGAUAUACGACCAGAAACAAUAACUCACUUCAUAAUAGACACAACACGUCCCGAUGCCCUUCCUGGAAUUAACAGUGAACACUCGCAUAACAUGCUGGCAUUCAUUUUUCUCAAUGAAAUGGUUAAUAAUCCCAAUAACAAAGAGCUCUGUAAGCUGCUUGCAAAAGAUUUGUUGAGUCUAGAGAUAAAUCUUACUAUCGAUACUAAGUUGAAGAAUGAAAUGAAAGAACUGGCAGACAAAAUUAUACAGAACAAAUUCGACCCAAAAAUCGUCAAAAACAUUAUUGAUUUUAAAGACAUGCUUGACGGUGUAUUCAAUCCUCCGCCAAAACCCGAUGACGGCGGCGAGCAAGAUUCGGAAGAGGAAGAAGUAAUGACUGGACCUGAUCCUAAUGUACUUAAUUCAGCGUCACAAAAUUAUACGCAAUGUGCAAAAGAACCAAAUAACAUAAACGUAAAUGCUGCAAUUAAUGAAAUGGAUUUAUCCCAAGAAAAUAACGUGGAAAGCACUGUCACAUAUCGAAGUCAAGUGACUGGUGAUUCUCCCACUGCUGUAAAUAUUACAACAACAUUUGGAAGUGAAAAUCGCACCGAACACAAUCUACUGCGAAGAAAAUCGAGGCAGUCUCGUAACACUUCUCUCGACAGUAAUAACACGGCAAUAAGCGAUAGUGCGGAGCGCCCCAACAAAAUACGAAUAGAAGCUCGAAUUGAUUCUGAUAAAAAGAGCGGGCAAUCGCAAAAAAAUGCAGAAAUUUCUUUUUCUCGAGUUCGCCGUUACCUUCGAUACAAAAAAAAUGACACCAGCUCUAAUAGGCCAAAAGAGCCGGAAAUAAUAGAAAUGAUAUUAAUAAGUCCUAAAGUACCUCAAUUUCCCACAAGCAACGUUCGCGUAGAAACAGAAGCUCCUUCAACACAGUUGACGCCUCCCUUAGUGGAAAACGAAGCUUCACCUUCAAGUGGUCAAAGCCGCAGGAGCCACCACCCAACCAUUGGUGAAACAACUCAAACUAAAAAAAAUAAAACAACAAAUGGUAGCGAUGAACCUGUCACCAACACGGAAAGCCCAAACCGACCACGACGCUCAACUCGAAGAAAUAAUACUCAAACCGAAGUUUCCAGUACCACCGCCCAACUUAGCGAAGAAUUAGAUACAUCUGAAGUCAUACCUGCAUCCCCCAUAGCGAUGCCUUUGGAGAAAACAUUGCGUCUAAGAGCCAAGGAUACAGUGAAGAGUCGUACAAUGCGUGAAAGUCCGCAAUCAAUUGGCAAAGUUUUGGAUUGUACUCCUCUUCGCAAUGGACGUAAAAGGGGUUUUCGAAAGUCACCGGUCUUACUUGCCAAAGACUCUGCUAAAAAAACUGUACCAUCGCCUAAAAGAAAACAUCGCUGCUUUGAUCUUGGCAAUUAAAAGAGUAUUCAUUAAUUGCAAAGUACAUGCAAAAUGUAUAUUAUUUUUCCGGAUGUAGAUGGAUGUAGAAACACAGGAAAAUAUUUAUUAAUAUAUCUUGCAUUAUGUAACUUGUCAUUGUCAUUUACCGACAAAUAUUUCCAACUAAAAUCAGGUGAAUUUGAUAUUCAGUAAAGAAUAAAAAACGAAUGUAUCCCCAUCGAGUAAUUGACAAAAAAUAAACAAUCAAUAAACAAAGUAA
Molecule: messenger RNA, 4284 nt
Organism: Stomoxys calcitrans (stable fly)
Lineage: Eukaryota; Metazoa; Arthropoda; Insecta; Diptera; Muscidae
Gene: Cap-G
Product: condensin complex subunit 3
Exons: 10
Coding region: 159-4043 (1294 amino acids)
Biological process (GO): mitotic chromosome condensation
Cellular component (GO): condensin complex; cytoplasm; condensed chromosome
Source: RefSeq, a predicted model, not a curated record